AUGGCUGACCGGGCUUCUCGCCGCAUAUCUACAAUGGAAAGCUGGAAAGAUAUGAGAACUAGCGUCUACUUUGCAGCAGGAAAUGGCUUCCGAGCAUUAUCUGUCCAACAACAGUUCGAUCCCGAAAGAUACGACAAUGAUGAAAGAGUUGCAGAAACACGCAUCUCGAAGCGGGUAUCAAAUCUCUACGCAUACGGGACUUACCGCAACUACGACACAAGAUCCGAGUACGGGGAAAGUAGACAAUUUGACUUGGAGCAGAAGCAGAUGGAUUAUGUGUACACGUCAGAUAGUUAUGCUCCUCCCCCUCCUCCACCUCUUAAUCCAUUUCAUGACGCCCACGCCACAAGGUCAGAGGAGGGCGAGUCACGUAAUCCGUUCGUAGAUGCCUAUAGAGUGGAUCCCCCGUUGCAUGAAAAGCUACCAAUGACGCCUAUGCCAGAGGAGCCGUAUCACAUCUUCUCACCAAAGCAGAAGUGGACUCUUGUCAUUAUCAUUGGUGUGGCUGGAUUAUUCUCUGGACUGUCCUCGAAUAUUUUCUUUCCAUCUCUAGAUGCCAUCUCAAAGGAUUUAAAUGUCAGCCUUAACACCGUGGCAUUUACCAUAACAUCGUACCUCAUCAUUCAGGGCAUUUCUCCUGUGUUCUGGGGUUCUCUCGCCGAUACCUUAGGACGUCGACCAAUCUAUAUGGCCUCUUUCAGCGUGUACAUCAUCGCCAACAUAGCCCUCAGCUUCUCUCCCAAUUUUGCUGUCUUAUUGAUAUUCCGAGGAAUACAAGCUGCUGGGAGCGCUUCAACUGUCAGCAUCGGAAAUGGUGUGAUACAGGACAUUACCCCUCCUGCCGAAAGAGGUGCGUAUAUCAGCUUCUACCAGGCCAUCCGUAAUUUCAGCAUCGCUGUUGGUCCCGUCAUAGGUGGUAUCCUUGCCAAUUUCUUUGGGUUUCGGUCAAUCUUCGUGUUUCUUUUGAUCCUAUCAUCAUUGACACUCAUUGUUAUCAUUAUGUUUCUGCCAGAAACAUUACGCAGCAUUGCCGGAAAUGGCUCCUUGCGGUUGUCCGGCAUUUACCAGCCUCUCAUUCGUCGAGUGCAGACUGAACCAUCGUACAUGGAAGAUCCCGACAAGGAUUUCGUUCAAAAGAAAAUCACGUUCACAACAUUUAUCGAGCCGCUCAAGCUUCUCUAUCGGAAGGACGUCUUGUUCAAUCUGUUAUUUGGUGGUGUUGUCUACACAAUCUGGAGUAUGGUUACAUCCAGCACCACGGGACUUUUCAAAGAUCAGUUUGGGUUAAACGAGUUACUUCUAGGGGUUGUUUUCCUACCUAAUGGUCUAGGGACGAUCGUCGGCUCAGCCAUCAUUGGAAAAUUGAUGACCAAUGACUUCAAGGCAGCAGAGGAAACUUACCGAAAAGUGAAUAAUUUGCCAUUAAGCUACAAGCUCCCCUCGAAAAACCUGCCAUCGAACUUCCCUAUCGAGCAAGCCCGCCUUCGCCACCUCUCAUGGAUCACAGCCAUCUUCGUCGUUGCUACUGGUAUAUACGGCUUUACGCUCUCUAUACACUCCGUAUUACUGCUACCAGAUUGGAUUGCCGUUCCUCUCUUCCUCCAAUUUCUCAUCGCCGCAACAAGCAAUGCAAUCUUUGCGCUCAACCAAACCUUGGUUUCUGAUCUGUGUCCCGGGAAAGGAGCGAGUAGCACAGCAAUUAACAAUCUUGUUCGGUGUGGCCUUGGUGCUGUCGGUGUCGCAUUUGCUGAGACCAUGAUUUUCUCGAUUGGUGCCGGAGCAACCUUUCUCGGGCUUGCGCUCAUAGUUGUUGCGUGUACUCCCCUAGUAGUUGUGAACUGGUAUAGUGGGCCCGGAUGGAGAGCAGAGAGAACAAAUACGCAGGAAAACUAG
Molecule: messenger RNA, 1893 nt
Organism: Botrytis byssoidea
Lineage: Eukaryota; Fungi; Ascomycota; Leotiomycetes; Helotiales; Sclerotiniaceae
Exons: 5
Coding region: 1-1893 (630 amino acids)
Biological process (GO): transmembrane transport
Molecular function (GO): transmembrane transporter activity
Source: RefSeq, a predicted model, not a curated record